CUCUUGUUCCCGCUCUCCCUCCUUCCCUCUCCAGUACGCUAUCAUCGCCCAUCGAUUCCAAGUUUUAUCGGUAGAAUCCUCCAUGGAAGCAAAACUUCGUGCUAUGGCUUCCAAACGUUCCUCCAUUGUUUAUCAACCUCGAGCUCUACAAGCUGGAUUCCUCCACUUACCUCGCAAAAAACCUAAGAUGCUGCCGCUAUCGCAGCCGAAUGAACUUGCUUCGAAAGAUGGGGAUGGGGUUUCGGAUUUUGUUGCGAAAGAUCUACGCUUAAAGCGAGUAUUCUCCCCCAAUCUAGAGAAUCGCUCCUCGGUGACAUCCGGAGAGCUGAUUAGCGACAAAGAAGGACCGAUGACCGCGAAUGGAACUUGUCUGAAUGAAGAUAGUGGAGUCGGUAAAAUCUCCGAGAUUACAGAGGUACGGAACGAGAAUUUUUGCAAUUCUAAUCGGUAUGCUGAAUGCGAUGAGGAUCGGAAAUGUAAUGGGAAGAGUGGAGAACAGAUUCAUUCGACACCUCCUGAUGUGGAGUUUCUAGCUGGGGGUUUUGUGGCGGCUUCUUCAAAUGGAUGUCCUCGAUCAAGUAAUGGAGGUGUCAUAGGGGAUAAUUGUGCGAAAGCUGACUGUAGAGUUGACUCUGUUACUAGAACUGGAUCGGUGCUCAAACCAUGUUCUAAACGGAAGUUAUUCAAAGCACCUGGCUCUAUUGCCUACAAAAGAAUGCUGCCUUUUUUGCUGGAUAGCGAUAAUUUCACCCUACUAAGUGAUCCAUACUCAAAACGUGAGAACAAUUUGGAGAAGAAGGAAAAUAUUGAAUCUAAUUUGUGUAAUCCUGCCAAUGGUUCAUCUUUCGUUGAUUCAGAUACUUGUGUAAAGAAUGCGGUUUUUGCCUCCGGGAAUGCAUGUAAGAUUAUGAAACUAAAUUUACCAACUCCUGAUAAUGGUGAUACUAAAAAGUUUCAGAAUGGCAGUGAUUUAAACAGUGACCCGACUUUAGUCGAAGAGGGUUCUUGUUUGAAAAAGGAUAAUGUAGUUUGUGCAUCUUUUAUUGACGAAAGACCGACAAAGUAUGACACAGAGGAUCGAUCUUCUAAAGAACAAUCCAAAACCUCCGGAAUGGAGAGGCUUGAUGGUGGGAAUUAUGCUAUAUCAGAAGCAGAAAACUUUAAGUCCCAUGUUUCCGAGAAGUUGUGUAACAAUAUUUCUGAGGAUGUCAAUAGAGAAGAUCAUUUCAAUGAAGAACUCAAGAUGUCAUUACUGGAUUCUAACAUCGGUUGUAACCCAGUGAAGGAAGAAAGAAGGGAGGAAAAAGUGGGAUGUAGUCGAGGCGCAGAUCAAAAACUUGGUAGUUUUACUGUUGGCGAAAAUCAUUGCAACAUUGCUACAGAGAGUGACAAGAAAUAUGGCACCUAUGUUAGAAAUAAAAUGGUUCGCAACCCACUUGUACAACUGAAGUUGAACUACAGCCAAGCUUCUGUUAGCUAUCGAAGGAUGCUUCCAUUCCUUGAGGAUCUUUUCAAAGAUAAUCCAGAGAACUGUGCCUUGGGAAACAUCAACUGUCCAAGACCAGAGAAAGAAUUGGCAACUAUGAAUUUGGAUUCACCGAGUUCAAAUUCUUACAAUUCCCAGGAUAAAUCAGAAUUCUUGGUAUCUUGCAACAUGCCAUGCGAUGGAAAUUCAGAUGCUCUCUCAUUGCCUCUGUCGAAUAGUAUUAACGACGUGGUUUGUGAAGCCGAUGAAGUUUUAAUGCCUGCUGGAGUCAAUGAUAUACUUCUAUCACCACCAAUAUCACCACCAAAAUUACUGCUGCAGUCUGAUCAGGAGAUGUUGGAGAAAUGUAAAUUGAAAAUGGACCCUCAAUUAAAUGAUCAAGCAGUCUCAUCAUCAUAUCUUGCUACGAGUUAUGAGCCUCUGACUGGAGAAGGAUCCAGAAUGACCUCCGAACAAUCUCCAAAUACUUCAGAAGACUGCACGAAUUUGACAGAAUAUGUUUCUGAUGGUACUAAACUCCCUGAGAGGAACAGCUUAAAACCUAUAGAAGCAUGUAUUCUGCCAGAAAAUCACAUCAACGUUAGAAAGGGAAUUCUUAAACGGAACCCACGAGGAUGCAGAGGAAUCUGCAAUUGUUUGAACUGUUCCUCUUUUCGUCUCCAUGCUGAAAGAGCAUUUGAAUUUUCUAGAAAUCAACUGCAAGACGCUGAAGAAGUUGCUUCAGAUUUGAUGAAAGAAUUGUUGCUUCUCCGUGGUGUCCUAGAAAAGUAUGCUGAUAGUACAAAAGAAGGGGAUGCUGGAUAUCAUUCAAAUAAGGUGAAAGAAGCUUGUAGGAAAGCAUCUGAAGCAGAGCUAAUUGCAAAAGACCGCCUUCUACAAAUGAACUAUGAACUUGGCAUUCAUUGCAGAAUCACGUGCUCCCAACGACCAAAUGUUAGAUUCUCUAGUGAAGUUGAGAGAAUAGAGAUUGAAGAUGGCAAAUAGACCAAGACGACGAAGACUCCGAAUCUGGUUACCGUGAUCAUAGUUGCAGCCUUAACUCUUCCGCUUAUGUAAGGCUGGGAUUUCAUGGAUGAAACGGAUGGUCUUUCAUUCCAUUUGGGAUGCUCAAGGCAUUUGCAUCACUCGGUGAAAGAGCUUCAUUGUAGUUGACCUUGACCUCGACCUCGUGGGAAAACGUGGUAAGUUUUUUAGACUCCGAAUGGUGUAGAUUAUUGGGUGUAGCUGUAUAUAAACUCAACUUGUGGGGAUCUUCCCUACGGCUAAAAUGGAUUAUUAUAUGUUUGGAAGAGCUUAGUUGAAUUGAAGAAUGAGGGGUUUAAUCAUACAAUCAGCCACUUAUUGAGCUGCAAUUUGCUCGUCAUGGAUUGAAUCCAAGAUCAGUGCAGGUAUCAUCAACUGCGGGAGAGUUUGAUAUUUGGCCUUCAUGUUCAAAUUCGUUACUGUUCGAAGAUGGGAAUGAGCAUCGGUAUUCAAUGCUCAUGUUUGUUUCAAGGUGUUCUAAAAUGAUUGGAUUAUCUCU
Molecule: messenger RNA, 3008 nt
Organism: Cucurbita moschata (crookneck pumpkin)
Lineage: Eukaryota; Viridiplantae; Streptophyta; Magnoliopsida; Cucurbitales; Cucurbitaceae
Exons: 7
Coding region: 83-2470 (795 amino acids)
Source: RefSeq, a predicted model, not a curated record